Messenger RNA from Stylonychia lemnae, 1374 nucleotides. The record is from the annotation of a GenBank genome assembly. Lineage: Eukaryota; Ciliophora; Spirotrichea; Sporadotrichida; Oxytrichidae.
AUGGAAGUACAAUCAGAGCAAUCAUGUUCAUAGCUAUAUGAGUUAUUUAUCACUGGCUUCGGGUAAUUUAAUAAGGUAGAAGACAAUCCAACAACUCAUCUAGCUAAAUCAAUCCCAUCACUUUUAGAGCAAAAUCCAAUCAAAAAUCUAUCUUUAAGAAGCACUCAGGUUAUUUAGGUGGCAAUCGAGGAUUGUGAUCAAGCCCUAGACGAUCUCUAUGCUUAGAUUAAUUAAAUGCAAAAAGAUGAUGAAUCAAAUGAAUCUCAGUAAAAAAGGAAAUUCAUCAUUAUGCACUUUGGAGUUGCUCAAAAGGAAUUGAUAUUUAGGAUAGAGCACUAAGCAGUCAAUAAUAAAAAUUUCCGUAUUCCUGAUGAAAGAGGUAAUCAACCUACUAAUGAAUGCAUAGAGUAGUGUCAAAGCAUUGACUAAUGUCUUGUAACAAAACUAUGUGUUGAAAAGUACGUUGAAAAUCUAAAGAGUAAAGGCUACGAAUGCUACAAAAGCUUAACAGCUGGGUUUUUCAUCUGCAACUACACCUAUUAUCAGUCUUUGAAACUCUGCAGCGAAAAGGUUUAGGACCCUGAAUCAGUCUAUGUUUUAUUCUGCCAUGUACCUACUUUUAAAGCAAUCAACUAAGAAACUCAAUAGAAAUUUGCAAUCGACUUAUUAAGAGAAAUAUGCGCUGACUGUAUUCUCAAGAGAUAAAUCGUUCUAUUUAUCACUGGGUUCGACAAGUUCUCCAAUAUAUUGGAAAACCCAACUGCUAACCUUUCAAGGGCAAUACCAUAGUUGCUGGAAAAGAAUCAAAUUGAAAAUCUAACUCUUGCUCAUAAUCAAGUGGUUAAAGUUGCAAUUUAGGACUGUGAUGAAGCGCUAGAGACUAUUUAUUAGAAAAUCAAUUAGAUGCAAGAAGAAGAUACAAGCAAGCAAGAGAGUGAAAAAAGGCAUUUCAUUGUGGUUCAUUUUGGUGUAUAUCAAGGCAGUGGAUAAUUUGAUCUGGAAAGUCUAGGAAAGAAUAUUAUGGAUUUCUUUUGUCCCGAUGAAAGAGGAAACACUCCUAGGAACUAAUGCAUUGAUAGCAGCUUUGACAGAAAGCACUGCCACUAAACUGAGCUACUGCUUGAUCAGCACGUAGCUACUUUGAAAUCAAAGGGGUAUUUAGUCGAGAAGAGCUAUGAUGCGGGAGAUUACAUUUGCAACUACACUUACUAUCAAUCGUUGAAGAAGAGAUCCAAUAGUGUUAAGGAUCCAAAGAGGGUUGACUCGCUGUUUUGCCACGUCCCAUCAUUCGGAGAAAUCGAUGAACCUACUUAGCAAGCAUUUGCAAUUGACUUAUUAAAAGAACUGUGCUAGGAAUGCAUAAGCAAAGAGUGA